Molecule: messenger RNA, 3444 nt
Organism: Glycine soja
Lineage: Eukaryota; Viridiplantae; Streptophyta; Magnoliopsida; Fabales; Fabaceae
Product: BTB/POZ domain-containing protein NPY4-like
Exons: 6
Coding region: 1055-2929 (624 amino acids)
Molecular function (GO): protein binding
Source: RefSeq, a predicted model, not a curated record
GUUUGUGUUUGGCGAAGAGAGCAUCAAAGUGGUUCCUGUCAGAUGAGCGUGCAUACACUGCAUGCAUAGCCUGACACAGUGACCACUGAAAACACGGAGUAAGAGAAAGAAAGUGAAGACUGUGAGGGGCCUCAUGGUCAUGGUCGUGGUCAUCAUUUUAACAGAACUUACUUUUACUUUAUUAUUACUCCUAUUACUACUUCCAACCUGAACGGAACUACUAAUAAAGCUCAUCAUUCUUAUUAUUAUUCACUUUAAAAGCCACACUUUACAAAGUCACACACAUAAAUCAAUUCUUUCUUUCUUGCUAAACUUUUUCUCCAUUUUCUAUAAAUCAUGGACAACUUGGACUGUUGCAUAUUUCGUUAAUGCUUUUGUUUGGUAGCAUUAGAGGCUACGAGAUGAGAAUGGUGGUGGUGGGGUUGAGGGUGUUGCUCAUCCAAAAGUUUAUUUUGAUCAAAGAGAGAGAGAGAGAGAGAGAAGGGAACAUUGUGAUAUGAAUGAUGGUUGGCUUUUUGUGUUUGUGUAGCAGCGGUGGCUGCCAAAAAUGAUGACCAACAACUUUAUCUUUUUGAAGGGUGGUCUUUUGGGUUUGGUUGGGUAGUUUGUGUGAUAUGUGGGGUUCUUCUCUUCUUUCAUGAUAUAGUAAUAGUUUCACUCACUCACGCACACACUGAACUUUGUGUUUCUUGUCGUGGCCACUCCCAUGUUAGAUUCUUUUUACUUGGCAGAGCCAGACACAUGAAAAUUUUCCUGAUUUCAGAUCUCUUUGAUUAAUAUUGCCUCUGACUCUUUGCCUCUCUACAACUUUCCUUUCCUUUUUCUUGUUAUCUUCUUCUGCUUGUUUUUACUCGCCUUAUCGUGCAAUCCACACUUUGAUUUGGUUGGUUUCUCCAAUAUUUAUUGUGAGAAGAAGAAGAAGAAGAAGAAGAACAUUUCAGGGUCUUGUGCUGAGCUUUAAAGGAGGGACAAAGGUGAAACGUGGCUAGCAUAGGAAAAAGAGGUAGAACAACAUAGGGAAAAAGGAGAAACGUAGUCAUUUCCUUUGGCCAAGAUGAAGUUUAUGAAACUUGGAUCUAAGCCAGAUUCUUUUCAGAAUGAUGGGGAUAAUAUCAGGUAUGUGGCAACUGAGUUGGCAACUGACAUAGUUGUUAAUGUUGGAAAUGUAAAAUUUUAUCUCCAUAAGUUUCCUCUUUUGUCAAGAAGCGCGUGCUUCCAAAAACUGAUUACAAACGCUAAUGAGGAGAACAAUGAUGAAGUUCACAUCCAUGACAUUCCUGGUGGACCUGCUGCUUUUGAAAUAUGUGCUAAGUUCUGCUAUGGUAUGACAGUCACUCUUAAUGCAUACAAUGUCGUUGCAGCUCGCUGUGCAGCAGAAUAUCUUGAGAUGUAUGAAACUGUUGAGAAAGGAAAUCUUAUCUACAAGAUUGAAGUCUUCCUCAACUCCAGCAUUUUCAGGAGUUGGAAAGACUCGAUCAUCGUUCUUCAAACUACCAAGUCUCUUCUUCCAUGGUCUGAGGAACUUAAGUUAGUGAGCCAUGGUAUUGACUCCAUUGCUACCAAGGCUUCAAUUGAUACAUCAAAGGUGGAGUGGUCAUACACCUAUAACAGGAAAAAGCUACCAUCUGAAAAUAGUAAUGAUCCUCACUUCAAUAGUGUGAGGAAACAACAAUUGGUUCCAAAGGACUGGUGGGUGGAGGACCUUUGUGAGCUCCAACUUGAUCUCUAUGAACGGGUUAUAACAACAAUUUUAACCAAAGGCAAUGUUUCUGGUUCUGUAAUUGGAGAAGCUCUAAAUGCUUAUGCCUCAAGAAGGAUGCCUGGCUUCAACAAGGGUGUGAUCCAAGGAGGAGACAAUGUAAAGAAUAGAUUAUUGUUGGAGACCAUAAUCCGAAUAUUACCUUUGGAUGUGGGCAGUGCCUCUUUCAGUUUCUUGGGGAAGUUAUUAAGGGUAGCUAUUCAGUUGGAAUGUGAAGAGUUGGAGAGAUCUAAACUGAUUAGGAGAAUAGGUAUGUGCCUUGAGGAGGCUAAGGUGUCUGAUUUAUUAAUUCGCGCCCCAGUUGGUGAUGCAGUUUUUGAUGUUGAUAUUGUGCAAAGGCUAGUAGAAGAGUUUCUAGCAUGUGAUCAACAUGUUCAGACGGAUCCUCUGUUGGACGAUGAAUUUCAGGAGACAAGAAGCCCUGGGAUGGUAUCGGAAUCUUCGAAGGCAAAGGUUGCAAAACUGGUGGAAGGAUACCUUGCUGAGAUUGCACGUGAUCCAAAUUUACCUCUUUCAAAAUUUGUUAAUCUUGCUGAAUUAGUAUCAAGCUUUCCAAGAGCAUUUCAUGAUGGCCUUUAUCGUGCGAUUGACAUGUAUUUGAAGGAGCACCCUGGAAUCAGCAAAAGCGAAAAGAAAAGAAUAUGCAGGUUGAUGAACUGCAGGAAGUUGUCAGCAGAGGCUUGCAUGCAUGCUGUGCAGAACGAGCGGCUUCCCAUGCGCGUUGUUGUGCAGGUCCUCUUCUUUGAACAGCUGAGAGCUACAACAUCAUCAGGAGGCAACGGAACACCGGAUCAUUCCGGCUCUAUCAGGGCCUCUCUUCCCGGUGGAUCUCAUGGGAGUUCAAGGUCGGAAGAGGAAUGGGAAGCCGUGGGAACGAUGGAAGACAUAAAAUCUCUGAAAGGGGAGCUUAUUGCUCUGAAAUUAUCAGGCGGAACAAGGGGAGCCAGCAGCAGAAGCAACAACAAUGACAGUAGUAAAGGCAAUGCUGAGAGUGUUGCUGCUAGUAAAAUGAAAGGUCUCGUGUCGAAGAAGAUAAUCUCCAAGAUUUGGUCAAGCAAAGAAAGAAGUGGUGAGCUAAGUAGCUCUGAUACAUCAGAGAGCCCUGCUUCUACGGUUGUAGAGGAAACAAAAUCUACUCCAUCUAGAAGUAGGAGGCAUUCAUUGUCUUAGAGACCAUGUUCUGCAGACCUUAUUCCUUAGAGCUCCAUUCAGUUUACUGUAUAAUCAUCUCUCACUCAAGUAGCAUCAGAGUUAGAGGAUACUGACAUCAUAUUCCAGCUGAUACUUCAAUCAGAAAUCAAUAUAACUGUGAGCAAAUGUUGGCAUGUGGCUAAAAUAUGAAGCACCAAAAGUACAUGUUAAUUGAGGUUUAUAUCAUGCCCCUAGCCUAGGGAUGCAACUUUUAUUCAGCCAUUACUGAUAUUAUUAGGUUAGAAUGUGAGCUCUUGUAGUGAGUUAUCCAGUUUUGAUUAUUGGAGACUGGUUUGUGACUGCUACAAUUUGUAAGCUUAGUUUUAAAGGGAAAAGGAGGAUAAGGAGGUGCAGUGUUUGGAAGGCUUGUGUUGGGAGUAUUACUUAGCUUUGAUCCGUCAUUAAUGUUCAUUUGAGCACUAGUAUGAGCUGUAAACCAUUGGACUUAAAAUUUACCAUUCUUGAAACACGGAGGAGAUAUUAGGUAUGGUAAA